Molecule: messenger RNA, 1388 nt
Organism: Tupaia belangeri chinensis (Chinese tree shrew)
Lineage: Eukaryota; Metazoa; Chordata; Mammalia; Scandentia; Tupaiidae
Gene: TMED10
Product: transmembrane p24 trafficking protein 10
Exons: 5
Coding region: 54-713 (219 amino acids)
Source: RefSeq, a predicted model, not a curated record
CUCCCGGUUCCGGCGCGGUAGAGGCCCCGGCUGGUGAGCGAGUCUCCGACACCAUGUCUGGUUUGUCUAGCCCACUAGCCUUGCGUGGCCCCGGCCCGUUGGCGUUGCUGCUUUUGUUCCUCCUCGGCCCCAGCACCGUCCUCGCCAUCUCCUUCCAUCUGCCCGUUAACUCUCGCAAGUGCCUCCGGGAGGAGAUCCACAAGGACCUUCUGGUGACGGGCGCGUACGAGAUCACAGACCAGUCUGGGGGCGCUGGCGGCCUGCGCACCCACCUCAAGAUCACAGAUUCUGCUGGCCAUAUUCUGUAUUCCAAGGAGGAUGCAACCAAAGGGAAAUUUGCCUUUACCACCGAAGAUUAUGACAUGUUCGAAGUGUGUUUUGAGAGCAAGGGAACAGGGCGGAUACCUGACCAACUCGUGAUCCUAGACAUGAAGCAUGGAGUGGAGGCGAAAAAUUACGAAGAGAUAGCAAAAGUUGAGAAGCUCAAACCAUUAGAGGUGGAGCUCCGACGCCUGGAAGACCUCUCAGAGUCUAUUGUUAAUGAUUUUGCCUACAUGAAGAAGCGAGAGGAGGAGAUGCGUGAUACCAAUGAGUCAACAAACACUCGGGUCCUUUACUUCAGCAUCUUUUCAAUGUUCUGCCUCAUUGGACUAGCUACCUGGCAGGUCUUCUACCUGCGUCGUUUCUUCAAGGCCAAGAAAUUGAUUGAAUAAUGAGACACCAUAUCCUCCCACCUUGUAUCUCAGCCAGCAGAACAUCGCUGGGACGUGCCAGGCCUCUGGCAUCCUACCAACAGCAUCAUCAAGGCAUGUUGGAGCUUUCUUGCCAGAACUGAUCUUUUGAUAUGGGAGGACACGGGGUACCACCUUCACCCAGCAAGUCAUUAAGGGACUUCUUUUUAACUUGGUAGGAUUUGGACUGGUUUCGCAACAAUAAGACUAUUUUAGAGUCACCUAAUGACAAAAAAAAAAAAAAAAAUAGGGGUCACCUAGAUAAUGCCAAAGUCAGCAUUUUUACUGGGUUUCCUCGUGUGAUCUGUUUGAACCAUGUUUUCUUUCCUUCUCCCACUUGCUCACCCGCUUGGGCUUCUGCUCUAAUUCCUCUACCAAGAUUUCUUUGACCAUGUCAGACUUCUUUCUGAUUAUCCUUUUUGGAUUUCCUUGUGAAAACACCCUUAACUUUCUUUGGCCCUUAGCUGAAAUAUUUACAUAGCUUCUGGAGACAUCCUUUCAUGAUGUUGUGUCUCUUUAAAGGUUGAUGGAUGUGACACCUCCUAAAAGUGAGCUUUGAACUACAGGCAACUCUUAAAGAAAAUUGCAUUCUAGACCAUUAAAAUAUUUGUGCUCAAAUGCUCAAGCUUUUUUCUGUGUUAUGUGUAUUUGGUUCUA